This is a messenger RNA of Vanessa atalanta (red admiral), 2486 nucleotides long. RefSeq names its product neurocalcin homolog (gene Nca). Bases 234 to 806 code for a protein of 190 amino acids. The record is from RefSeq and is a predicted model, not a curated record. The transcript is spliced from 5 exons. NCBI's taxonomy places the organism in Eukaryota, Metazoa, Arthropoda, Insecta, Lepidoptera, Nymphalidae. Gene Ontology annotation, molecular function: calcium ion binding.
UGGCGUAGGUUUCUACAAAAUGCAGUGGUAGAUAAUUAGUUGUCAAUUCUGAAUUUUAAAUUAAAAGACAUGCACUUAGGAUAAGACUUAAUCCAAUCAAUAAGUGAAUUAAGGAAGUUUAAAUGUGAAAUGUGAAUUUUGCGCAAUGGAACAACAAUUGACUAACUAAGAGAUAGAACGGCUGUGUAAAUUAUUGAGACUUCUUCAAUCUAAGUGGUAAAUAUAAAAGAAAAAUGGGUAAACAAAACAGCAAACUUAAACCUGAAGUCUUAGAGGAUCUGAAGCAAAACACUGAAUUUUCAGAUGCCGAGAUACAAGAAUGGUAUAAAGGAUUUUUAAAGGAUUGUCCAAGUGGACAUUUAUCAGUAGAGGAGUUUAAAAAAAUAUAUGGGAAUUUUUUCCCCUAUGGAGAUGCUAGUAAGUUUGCAGAACACGUGUUUCGGACAUUUGAUGCUAAUGGCGAUGGUACUAUAGAUUUCCGGGAGUUUCUUUGCGCUCUCAGCGUCACAUCUCGCGGUAAACUCGAACAGAAAUUGAAAUGGGCCUUCUCGAUGUACGACCUCGAUGGAAACGGGUACAUUUCGCGACAAGAGAUGCUGGAAAUUGUUACCGCAAUUUACAAGAUGGUCGGCUCUGUCAUGAAAAUGCCCGAAGACGAAUCGACGCCCGAGAAGCGAACGGAUAAAAUAUUCCGUCAGAUGGACCGGAACAAAGACGGCAAGCUGUCUCUCGAAGAGUUUAUCGAGGGUGCUAAGAGCGACCCGUCUAUUGUUCGGCUGUUGCAGUGUGACCCUCAGUCUCAGUGAUACCUCAGAUACUAAUCGGCUACAGCAAGCGUUCAAGAACCACUUAUCUAUAUCCAAUUUAGAAACCUAAUUUGUAUAUUAUCACACUUGUAUAAUGCUUAUAAGAGCUAGUGCGCGCUGCAAAGCGCUAUUGCACGAGAAAUCUAUAGAUUGUCCCGUUGCUUAGCUCUUGUUGAAUUCUUCCACUUUCUUUUUAUACAGCCUUCUAUCCAUAUCUUAUCUAUUUAACGUGCCGUUGUGACUCUACGUUACGACGCAGAGUUCAGUGAUUUGGACUUACGCAAAAGCAGCUCUUCGCCAGGGCUUUAUUAGGGUAUAAGCUUACAGUAUUGUAUUCUAUAUUUUUUGGGGAUUAUAAUAUGUUUAGUGUCUACACAGACGUGAAAAUAAUUGAAUGAGCAAACGUGUUUUAUUCGCUUAUUAGACUUAUAAUUGAUUAAGUCCAUUGCAUUGAUAAUUUCAUGGGAUCCUAUGAAUUUAUGCUUUAGUUUAAAAUAAAUGCUUGCUUUUGCGUUAUUCCUAAAUCGCCGUAUGUAAGUUAUUAAUGAAUAUAAUAUUUAUAAUUAAGAGUUGUUGAGCGGAUUUUUGCGUCCGCGUGUACUGGACAUAACUAAUAAUAACUUAUUCAUAUAAGGGCAGAAUGGUAUUCGUACAAUAUUCUUCCCAAUAUAAAUGGAACGUAGCACUUGGGACAGGGCUGUGAAGUUAACUUCGUUGGAAGCAUCACAUCAAUUUUAGAGUUAAGGUGACAUGACAUGUCUAGGAAGAGAUUCGAGUUGAGCCCAAUUAUCUCAAACAAAUUACACAUCGAAAUAAAUCCUUCAUAUAUCACAUAUAUGUAUAAUUGUUUGUACAAUUAUUAUUAUUAUUAUUAUUUAUAUUUUUUUUUAUUUCCGGCAACUACUGGAAUGGUUGCUUUUUUUGAUGUUAUUAUUUAUAUACAUCAAGUAAUUUUAUAUGAAAAAAAAGAAUUAAAAAAAAUGUAAAAAAAAAAUUAAACAGCUACAUGUAUAUCAAAUACUGAUAAUUAUCAAAAUUAAAUUAUUCUAAAUCAUACAUAAUUUCUUCGAUGUGGCUUGUAAUGAAAUAUUUAUAUUAGAUUAUAUCUAUGUAUAAACAUAUAACAAAGAUCUGAUUUAGCCUUUACUUGGAACGGAUUAUCAUAUUAAUAUACAAUAAAUAUGUUAGUGACUUUAAUAAUUAAUUCUAAAAACCGUCAUUUUAUAAUUAAGAUACAUAUAUGUGUAGCUAGGUUUAUUAUGUAGACGCAGGAAUAUUAAUUUAUCAAUAUACACGUUAUGGUAUAUGGCGAGAGCGAAGAUUUGUAUACAAAAUAACAUACAGUCAGUCUGUUCAGAGAUUAUUCAAAUGCGACUGAUUUCGGUAAGCCUGAUGUGCAUAUUACUGCAAUUCCAUUUGGAUAUCUUGACAAUGUGUCAUUGAGCCCUUUUUGACCACUAUACUCAUGACUUAUACAUUUUUACGAAUUCAAUAUAGAAUUCGGUGCCUUCCUAGUAAGACUCCUUUUGUCCCGAGUACCCACUAGUCUUACAUAUUCGACGCCAUCUCGACUAUUCGAAUAAUGUGUCUUCCUAAAUCAAGAAAAAUAUUUUAAAAUACACCGUAUACUUAAAUAAUUUUCAUUUACAUAAUAUUGUAAUAUGGACGUCGUACCUUGAC